Molecule: messenger RNA, 5921 nt
Organism: Amphibalanus amphitrite
Lineage: Eukaryota; Metazoa; Arthropoda; Thecostraca; Balanomorpha; Balanidae
Exons: 4
Coding region: 186-5036 (1616 amino acids)
Source: RefSeq, a predicted model, not a curated record
GCCCAGUCUGAGCUCAGGCGCGAGUGAAGGGCGGCGGCGCUGCGGUGUUUUAGAGGUUGAGGAAGAUUCAUUUUAGCUGAUUGACUGUGGGCAGCGCGGAGCCCUCCCAGUCUUGACGUGCGGAGCCCUCCCAGUCUCGACGUGCGGAGCCCUCCCAGUCACGACCUACGGCCGACGGCAGCGGGAUGGGUCUCACGCCGGCGCCGUCCCCGUCGUCCCGGGGCGCGCGGCCCGAGCGGCAGGCACUGGUGGUGUUCGUCCCUGCGGAGAACCUGCGCCGCGUCUGCGCCGUGCCGCUGGAGCUGCUGGCGGCCAUGCUGCUGCUGCUGGGGAUCGCGGUGCGCCCGCGACCGACCGAGUCGCCCUCUGCUGGACAGGAACAGCGGCGAACAGCAGCCUCCAGAGCUGCCAGUCAGAGGUCAGAGAGCAGUCCAAGCAGGUCAGCGCAGAGCUCUCCAGCAGAAUCUGCUGAUCUCCAAGCUGUGGAGCGUCAACCAGAACUGGGAGCAAGAGACGAGAACUUCUCUGCAGCCACAUCAGACACCACAUAUAUCAGUCUACACCACAAGAACGAGUCAGAUUCCUCACAUCAGUGCUCCGUAGCUGGAUGUAGCGCUGGAAUCACGGAUGAAAAAGCCUCCAGUGUCCCAGAUGAGCGUCAGAAUCAGGAUCGAAGAGAUGCCGCUUGCAGUCCACCACACACCCCGGACGGCUCAGAAACUGAAAAGGACAACUCUGAUUGCAACGACGAUGCUUCGAGUGAGGAGGAGACACCCAUCGAGUACGGUCCGUUCUGGCCUUGCUCCGUUCACCCACCGGACCAGCCGCUGCGCUUCUGUGACCUGACAGAGGAGGAGCAGGAGGAGAUCAUGGAUGCUGACCUCGAGGCUUACCGGAAGGCCUGGAGGCCAGGCGACAUGAAAUACGUCCGCUGGAACCCCGAUCCUGACGUCGCAGACGAGGACCAAGGCAAGGAGGCCUUCCAUGACGAGAACUACGAGUUCUUCUGGUGGACUCCGACGGCGUACCGUGCUACUGAGGCCAGGUUCGUGUUCUUCCCCGGAAACGUCACCAAGUAUCCGGUCCAUACUGCGGUGUACUGCCCUGCCUGCGACAGACAUGUCUGGGAAGCACUGCCGAAGCGGUGGGAACGUCUGAGCUCGAAACUGCAGCCUGGUCCAGGACAAACUUUCCUUCAAGAGAAUGACAACCAGAGCGCGACUGCUUCAGAGAGCUCGGCUGCUCUUUCUCCUCAGAGUAGGGAUGCUGGCCAACAAAGCUGGAACGCUCAGCUCGUUGAGUCACCAGUCUCUUCUCUACCGGAAAAGCAGGGUAUCGCCGAGGAAGGUCACCCCUCUGAACUGUCGGGGCAGGAUGAUUCGUUGCCGAUCCUCCUGAAAACAAAGCACAAGGAACGGCCAGCUAUGUCGGGCUAUGAGUUCCUGUACUACCCAAACACCAGUGAUCAUGGGGUGACACCGAUUUUCAGGACCGGAGAAGUCGAUCAUAGCCAAACUGAUCUCCACGGUGACCAAGAUGUAGUCAGCGGACCCGUGUGUGGUGGUAUAUCGGCCACCCACGCUCGGGUGGUAGGAUACCUCGCGGAUAAGGCCAUGCAAACGGAUCCUGACGAGAGUGGGGUUAUCGAGUGUCAAAACGCAGCGGUCCAGCAGGUGAAUGAAGCCCGAGAAACCUGUGAUUUGGAGACUGUGGGGGCCGACGACAUUCGUGUUAAGUCCGAGUCCUUGCGCGUGGCGAAAAUGAGACCAUGUGGGCCUUCAGAGAUCGGUGAGGAGUUUGAGGAGCGUUCUGUGGAUGCCGACUGCCUUGAGCACAGGCUACUGGAAUUGCUCAAAAAUGCCGGCGAUGUAGAAUCUUUCAUCGGAUUUGGUCACCAGGCGCUAGCCGAUGAGUCAUCACACACCAACACGGAUAGCGUGAUGGCGCACUAUGCUGGCCAAGAAGAGAAUGUCUGUUCAGAGCAGCAUUUCGAUGACUUUGCAGUGGACAUCAAAGAUGGACAGGUAGAGCGGAGCAACGAAGCCGGAAGCAAGUCAAAGUUGUGCCAAGGUGACUUGCAACCAGCGCUAUGUGCGAAUCCCAGCGCUGGAAAUGCUGACUCAAGUGCUGGCAUCUCAAGUCUGGCAAGUCACCAGGAUGCUCAACAGGCAAAGAAAUCUCAGAGUCAGAAAGGUUCAUCACGGAAACGCAAAAACCGGAAGGCCCGGAGACUCAAUCAGGCGAGACAGGAUGCUCUUGUUAAAUUGGAUUCUGGACCAGGUCGGAACUGUGGGUGCAAGUGCAUUUCUUGUAAAGGCUGUUCAAAAGACGAGCAACGAGGACCUGUUGGCGCUUCCCAGCAAGCAGUGCCAGGCGAAGUCGCUGCCACUGUCGAACAACAUCCUUCAGUUUCCGUACCCCAGCCCUCUCCAUAUGAUAACAAGACGUGUGACGCAACAGUAGAUCCUGGAGAAGAGCUGCCGCGCUUCAGUAACCCGCAAGGUGUUGCAGCAGAAGCUGAAGGGGAAGAGACUCAAAAUGCUUCCUACUCUGGUCCUACAAGAGACUACAUCGACAUUUCUUUCGGUGCUUGUCAGCCCACCAGGGUAUCCAGACAGAUGCAAGUGGAGACACCUCUAUCGAAUCGACUUUCGUACGAGCCGCAGGAGAGGGUGAACAUUAUGGGCAUGGACUUCAUCCUUAGUGAUGGCUGCAUUGAUCGCCUGGUCGCUAGUGGACUGACUUUUGACGACUUCGUCAUCCCUGUAAAAGCUGGAAAACGCACUAAAAAUCUGUUCGUGUGGCCGGGAUCACCUACGAAGCCUUGUGUUGACCUUGUCCAUAAUCAGAGUCAUCAGAACAGUUCGGGCAUUGUUGCGGCAGCAAACCCGGAAACGAUUCGUGUGGCCGUAGAUGACCAAAUAACGAAGUCGAACAGAACUGAGGUCACUGUAGAAGGAAAAGGGCAGUCACUAAACGCGUCACAAGCGGUAAUCAGUGGAGGACAUUAUGAGAGAUCUGACAGUGUGGAUUGUGAGAGUCUGAGAGGAGGGAUGGAAGAGCUUGGCAACGGUCUCACCAAAACUGGAAAACGAAACCUUUCCGAAGAUUCUAAGGCCGAAAAUCACUAUUCAAGAAAGGAAUCGCAAGAAGAAACAACGGACAUUGAACCCAAUUCGACUGACUCAGCUGAAGAAAGGGGUAGACUCAGAAACAAGUCAAAGAAAAGACUUAGGGUGGCAAAAAAGAUCCGGAAGAAGGAACUAUCAAGUGACCCUUCGUCACCCUUCUCUACCCUGGAGUCGGGAUCGUUCAGCUCCGAUGAAGACCAGGAGCGAGAACUUCACUUGACCGAGGCAGAGAGUCGUUGUUUGGCCACAAACGAACAGCAGGCAGCCACAGAAAGUGACAAAAAUCAGCGAAAAGCAUGCAACCUAGAUAACAUGCAGACACUCGCAAAUGACGACGAAACAGGACAUGUCGAACAUCAGGCUCCAGUCCUUGAUGUUCUGUCUCCAGAAGACCAGCUCAUUCACAAAGCCAGAAUAAUGGAAACCCGGCGUCGUUUGAGGGAAGUGCGGCGGGCAAAAAGGACUGCUCAGCUUUUGCGUCAGGUGAGAUGCAACUACCUGCACAAAGCUAAAGCAAUGAGGGCGAGAAGAGUGCUGCGGCCAUCCAGCACAAGCAGGGUCCUGCGGGUAAAUGGCAUACGUAGAGCGUUUUCUACCAGCACAGGGCAUCAGGAUGUGCCAAAGGACACCGUUUCUACGUCUAGAGCGCGCUGUUCCUCUCAGCUGUCGAGCAGCUCCACGUUUGGCUCCACACUGGCGUCGGCCUCACCAGAACACCCCACGAGCUCUGCGUGCGAUAUGGAGAAGCACCACGCUAAGGUGUCCGUCAACAACGGGAACAUCAUAGAGGUGUACAACACCAUGGCGCAGAUCGCUGAGGACACCCUCGUCCGAGAGGUAGAAAUAGAGCUGCAUCCAAAACCAUCUCCCGCAACAGUUUCCCACGAUGUGUGUGAAACUGAGACUUCUUGCGGACAGAAGACUGUUGAACGAGAAGGACCAUCUCCUGAAAUCAGAGCAGCUCAGCAUGUCGAUAGCCACGAAGAAGGCUUCAGAAACGUUCCGCUGAGUCCUCAUAGCAAGUCUGAUGGUCUUUGGAAUGGGCGUUGUCAAGGAGACACUUCAGAGCUGAGUGAUUCGAGCGUGGACCUUGAGCCCUACGAUCUCGUUGAAGCCACUGGUGAGCAGCACGACACGGCAAAACGUGUCGCAUGUGAAAACUCGGGUAUUUCAGAUAGCCUAUCCAUUCAAAGUAUAUUGGAAGAGGACGAUUUUCCCCGCGAGUUCGAGAAAUCUGCUCUCGGCGAGCUCAUCAAUCUGGGCGAGGAGUUAGAGGAGCUUGAACAGGAAGCCUCAGAAAAUGUUCAUUUGCAAACGCCUGAAUUCGCUCAAGUUUGUGUGGAGCAGGAUCAAAAUACUGCCUCAACGUAUGAUGUUCGCAAUUCUCCGUCUGGCAAGGAAAAUGAGUGCCGGUUGCCACCGCUAGUGACGAAUCGCUCUCUGGAGGCCCUGGAGUGGGACCCCAUGUGGAUGCGCCCGCCGCCUCUCUCCCCACGCAGUCGCCUGUAUGUCAUUUUCAGCAAGGCCCCCGGAGGUAAAGAUUCUCCCGAGGCACAACCCGAUCUGCUCCCUGGAGCUUCCGAGAAUCCUCCCGCCGAGUGUCUACACGAGCACUCCGACCCCAACUCUUCUUCGUCGAUUGGGUUCUUGCGCCCGAGCGAGGGACGACUGUCUCAGCUGGCGGGCCUGAACCCGAACCAGCUCAUCACGUCAGCGUACCUGCAGCCCGAGGAUGACCAGCUGGCACACGGUGACCCGGCGCGGCCCUGGGUGCGCCGUCACUCGAGCGUCGAGAUCAAAACGCUGGCCGAUGCCAUCAAGAUCCGUCGGAUGCGACAGAUGCCGGGCAUCAGAGGUGUCAGGCCACCGCUACCGCCUUUUACGCAUGCUUCAUACUCUAUUUGACAGAUCGGCGUGGACAUGGGCCGAUGCAUCAGCAUCCAGACAUCAUCGGCGGCAGCAUCCGCACAACGUCAAAGGUUCAGAUGAUCGGCAAUCGCAGUCUAUGUAGCUGAAGCCGAGGCCAACUCUGUGGCUGCACUACAAAUAUGCAUGAGAGCUGCUCACUGUCCAGCUUCGGAUGUGAAUACUGAAUCCAGCCACCUAACGCAGAAAGCAGACCAUCUCUGCUGUCCACCGGAUACACUCAGUGUCGCAUAUAUAGUAGCUUGAACUGUGGAAUUAUUGUGAUUGUUCGAGGACUGUCAGACUGUCAGCUGCCAGCUGCCCGACAGCGUCGGUCCCCUGGUGUCUUGCCAAUCGUGCAAUGAUACAAAACUGGCCGAAGCCGCUGAUGUGAUAGUGGAAUAAGACACCGACCGGAGAGCUGAUUCGUGCGGAGUUGAUGCAUCGGGCGCAGAAUUUCGCAGAACAAAUAACUGUUCCACGUCUUUUCAAAAGAGAUAUAAGCGCGGGUGAAUGAGCUUUGUGCUAUGAUUGUGAUAAUGUUUUUCUGACCGACUUUUACCGCAAAACGAGAAAAGACAGCGUUUCAGCAAAUUCAGCUCAGCACGUCUUUUACAAGACUUUUACACUCCGUCUUUUACUAAAAUGUUCUUAGUCUUUGUGAUAACGCGUGUCAUUUUGAUAAUCCAUGCAUGUUGACUAGAACUAGCCGUGUCUUUUAUUGCGCUUACUGGAAACACCAUUUGUCCUGGCGUAGGUAUAAACGAACUUGGCUGACAUCUGUUCCGCACUCGAUAUGUGUAAAAUCGAAUGGCACGCUUCAAUUUAGUCAGUCUUUAGUCCGGAUCAUUCAGACAAUACAUGCAUUGAUCUAUGCGCUGGUGA